ACCGCCGAUGGCGAAGCGCGAGCCCCAGAGCGAUGAAGACUUAAAAGAACUCGAGAAAUAUUUUCCGCCCUGCGACGACGACCCGGAGUGCAACAACGGCCUAAUUUGUGGUCAGGUUAGUCACUGCGUCUGGUCUAUUCGACCAGGGAUGGCAAAGCGCGAGACAUCCUGCGAAACCGACACAGACUGCCCGCUCUUUCCGUAUGAUGUCUGCGAUGCCGGCCAAUGCAUCUUGGGUGCUACUCUCCCAAACCGUCCGGGAAAGCGUGACGUGCCAGCUCUCUGCAACAUUCCCGGUGAAUGUACCGCCUACGGUCCUGUCCCGCCGCCGCCCGAGAAGCGCGAUACCAACAAGGAUGUCAACUGCCACAACGAUGAGCAGUGCUCGCCUGGAAUCUGCCAGGAUGGCAUCUGCCUUCUCAAAUAGAUCCGGUUUCUGGGUUUCAUGUG
Molecule: messenger RNA, 450 nt
Organism: Aspergillus glaucus CBS 516.65
Lineage: Eukaryota; Fungi; Ascomycota; Eurotiomycetes; Eurotiales; Aspergillaceae
Exons: 1
Coding region: 149-427 (92 amino acids)
Source: RefSeq, a predicted model, not a curated record